This is a messenger RNA of Penicillium atrosanguineum, 321 nucleotides long. Its product is annotated as major facilitator superfamily transporter. The transcript has a single exon. Lineage: Eukaryota; Fungi; Ascomycota; Eurotiomycetes; Eurotiales; Aspergillaceae. The record is from RefSeq and is a predicted model, not a curated record. Bases 1 to 321 code for a protein of 106 amino acids.
AUGGAUGAAAUUGAUGUCGCCACUAUGAAGCAUGAAAUGGGCGACGCCCCUGUGAAGGAUAACCCACACUACCUCUUCACCUAUGGAUACAGUUUUGGACGGUUUCGCCUUCUUGAAUUCUGCAACGGGACCUCCACACCAUACUCCCUAUACAACUGGGAGGUUGGCUUCCACAUCAUUUCCCUCAUCGUUGCGCGACUGCUGGCCUUGCAGCAGCAUACGCUUGUCUCGUUUUCGAUCCGACUUUGUGCAAGACUAAACGCAACCAGCGGCGCUUUCCCCCUUUCCGGAACAAUAAGUCGCGAGAAGCCGGUACACUGA